This is a messenger RNA of Ochlerotatus camptorhynchus, 2359 nucleotides long. It is a transcript of the gene HBS1, whose product is annotated as translation elongation factor EF-1alpha (GTPase) HBS1. Gene Ontology annotation, biological process: translation. The transcript is spliced from 6 exons. The coding region runs from base 187 to 2286 and encodes 699 amino acids. NCBI's taxonomy places the organism in Eukaryota, Metazoa, Arthropoda, Insecta, Diptera, Culicidae. Gene Ontology annotation, molecular function: GTPase activity; GTP binding. The record is from RefSeq and is a predicted model, not a curated record.
AAAGUUUUUCUUGCGAUUGCAACGCAAUCGAUAUAUUUAUUCUUUAUUUUACUGAUUUAAAAUAUGCGUUCCAUUGUCGAAAAAUAGUGGUAAAGGUUCCCCAGGACACAUAGUACGAUAAUCAAAUGCUAUUUGUGAGCUAGAAGAAAUUUCCCCUAAUUAAUAAAAAAUUUAAGCUACAGCAAAAUGUCUCGCCAUCGAAAUGUACGGACUAUGAACUAUGAUGAAUACGAUGACGACGAUGAUUAUCCGUACGGGCACUCGGUGGAAGAUGAGUGCAUCUCCCCGACGGACGCCCAACAGUGGAUCUUCGACCGAGCUAGAGGACAGCACAGUAUGUCCUCUUUCCUUGCCAACAACCGGGACAUCGAAGAGGAAGACGACUCUGAACUAGCGGAGGCAGAGCAUGCAGCCGUGAAUCGUGCGAAAGGUCCACAUCACAGAAGGGAUUCGGAGUGCUAUCAGCUACCGGAAUUGAACGAUGAGGAUCGAGCUCGCCUAAUGUCCUGUAUGGACGAGAUAAGGAACAUUGUGGGUGAAUCCCUCUCCGAUCGGCAGCUGGUGGAAGCGAUAAUGAAGCAUAAUUACGAUUUUGACCUCGCUUUAGAUGAACUUCUGAACAGCAACAAGAGUCCACCGCUGUCGGACGUCGCAGAGCAGAUUACCACCGUAGAAGUCCAGGAGCCCAUCGAAAAAGGCAUCGGUGACCGAUUGCUGGAGAAAUCAGACAAGCUGCUCGUCCAAAUACCGUCACUGCUGAAAACGCCAGCUCAUGUCGCAGAACCAACUCAACCACUUAUCCUCAUAACGCCAACGGCAAAGAAAACCAAUGUCACAAGAGGCUUCGAAGUGAACAGCCCUCGCAUCCAGUCUCCUUCGGUGUCCGGCCGCAAUACACCGGAGAUCGGUGACGAUGCCAAGCAGUCACAAACACCGAAACCUUUGCCGAAGGAGCUUCAGCGCAAUGCACAAGAAAUGUUCAAGAAGGAACGCGGCAGCGGUAAGCAGCACAUCCAUAUGGUGGUCAUCGGUCACGUCGAUGCCGGCAAGAGUACGUUGAUGGGCCACUUGCUGUGCGACACUGGUAAUAUUAGUCAGCGGGUGAUGCACAAGAACGAACAGGAGAGCAAGAAGCUAGGCAAGCAGAGUUUUAUAUAUGCAUGGGUACUGGAUGAAACUGGUGAAGAACGGGAACGUGGCAUUACGAUGGAUGUGGGAAGUUCACGUUUCGAGACGGCAAAUAAACAGAUUACACUACUGGACGCCCCCGGUCACAAAGACUUCAUACCGAAUAUGAUCUCGGGAGCAAAUCAGGCCGAUGUUGCACUGCUCGUGGUUGAUGCUACAAGGGGAGAGUUUGAAACAGGAUUCGAACAAGGCGGCCAAACGCGAGAGCACGCCUUGUUGGUACGAUCGUUAGGAGUGAACCAAUUGGGCGUCGUUGUAAACAAAUUGGAUACGGUCGCCUGGUCCCAGCAACGGUUCGACGAAAUUGUAAUAAAACUGAAAGUCUUUCUGAAGCAAGCUGGAUUUAAGGAUUCCGAUGUAGUUUAUGUGCCCUGUUCUGGGUUGACAGGAGAGAAUCUAGUUAAGGAGCCAACUGAUAGCGAACUGCUUAAAUGGUACAAAGGACCAACUUUGCUGAAAGUUAUUGAUUCCUUCAAAACGCCGGAACGCUCAAUAGACAAGCCUUUCCGUAUGUCUGUUUCAGACAUUUUCAAGGGGACAGGCUCUGGUUUCUGCAUCUCAGGUCGAAUUGAAUCCGGAGUGAUUUGCGUGAAUGAUAAAGUUCUCGUGUGUCCCAGCAAGGAACAGGCAGUGGCUAAAAAUAUCGCCAUCGACGAGGUACAAUACACUACCUGCUUUGCUGGUGAUCAGGUCUCGGUUACUUUGGCGAACAUUGACAUCGCUAACAUCUCGGUGGGCUAUAUACUCAGCGACAUUUAUAACCCGAUUCCAUUGGCAACUAGGAUUCGAGCACGAAUCGUAGUAUUUAAUGUUAAGGUACCGAUUACGAUGGGUUAUCCAGUGCUGCUGCAUCAUCAAUCGUUGAUUGAACCGGCAACGAUUUGUAAACUGAAGGCACAGUUACACAAGGGAACCGGUGAAGUGGUUAAGAAAAAUCCUCGCUGUUUGGGUAACAAUUCUUGUGCUUUGGUGGACAUUGAGUUUCAACGACCGAUCUGCAUGGAGCGAUACGCAGACUUUAAAGAGCUGGGAAGAAUUAUGUUGCGCGUCAGUGGCGUUACUAUCGCUGCGGGACUCGUAACAGACAUUGUUAAGUAGACAAUACAGUGUUCAACAUUUUAAGCACGACGGUCGUUUGAAAAUUCAUUCGUUUGCAAUAGAAACUGGCAGG